UUAAAAUAAAUAAGACCCUAAAGGUUGGAUGGGGUGGGGUCAUUAUUGGACGUGGUAGUAUCAAAAUCAUAAAAUCUUUCCAUGUUUAGUUGUCACAAAAUCAAAAAGUAAAACUUCCUGGUCCCAAGAGCCACUGUCCAAUGGAAAGCUUGAGAGAAAGCUCAUCAUGUCCGGUGCCAGCUACGCGCGAAAGCUUGAAGUAUUCACAAUCGGGAAACAGGCGGGAGAGACGAGGCAAACAUACAAGUAUUUGCUAACCGAACAAUAGCUCAUUUUACGUGUUGUUAAAAGUAUAGCUAAUGUUAAAUAGCUAAACUAUUUAUGAUUUUAAACUCGUGCACCAGUUUGGUUUGAUGAAGUUACUGGGCGACUAGAUAUCACGACAAGGAUAGGUGGACCAAAAUGAGCCUACUAGCCCUUCAACAGCCCCCAGUGGUGCUGCCAGUGGAGUCCCUGCCAGCUGAAAGCGAUGCUGACAGCGGGAUGGGCUCACCGAUGGAAGGGGAGACCACUGAGAAGCCACCCCCACCAGAGAAACAAGCAGACUCUGACGAUGAUGAGGACAUCGCAGUGGCCAGGAAGCCUCGCUCUCGGAAGGCGCUGAGGGACAGCGAUGGCGAAGGCGCCGAGGAGGCAGGUGGGAUGGAGGGCGGGCUCGUUCUCUCUGCGUCCAGCGAAGGGGAGGCAGAGGAGGCGGCCGAGGAGAAGGCUAAGGUGAAGAAGGCAACCAGAACGAAGAAAAGGAUCGCCCGUGUCUCCAGGGACAGCGAAGAUAGCGAGAAGGAAAACAGCAAGGAGGAGGACGGAGAGCGAGACGGUGGAAGGAGGAGGGAGAAGUCCAAGCGCCGUAAGGAGAGAGAGCGGAAAAAGGAGACUGGGAAGAAGCAGCAGAAAGAGGCGAAUGAAGAGAUCCUGGCCCCUGAAGGUAUCAAUGAUAGUGGCUGUCUCCUUGGAAACACAGACCUGUUUGAUGCAGAGCAGGGGGAAGAUGAGGAGGAGGAAGAGUCUGUAGAGGCAAUUAGAGCCGCUGUCAAACAGAAGGCUAAAAAACACAAGCCUCACCUUGAAGAGGAGCAUACAGAGAAGCCCCAGCGUGUGGAGAGGAAGGCAGCACGUGCCAGUAAGGAGUAUAUCAAGCAGCUCCACAGCGAGACCCAGAGGCUCGUUAGAGAGUCCAGUAUUGGGCUGCCCUACCACCUACCCGAGCCCAAGAGCAUCCAUGAGUUCUUCAAAAAGAGAGCCAGACCUCAAGGGCCUGCUAUGUCUCUUCUGAAGUCCGCCCAGUACCAGGCUGUUAUCCUGGAGGCCACUGCCGCCUCCACCAAGCAGAGCCAGUCUACGGAGCCCCAGCAGGCUGAAGAGGCCCCUGCAGCUGCCUCUGACCUCCAGGUGCCCACAGACGCCCCAUCGGUCCAGCAGCAGGAGGAGCCCACCGCCCGGCCAGACACCAGUGAGGCCACACCAGCUGCCCUGUCGUACGUUUUGAUGGAGGACGCGCCCUCCCUCCCAGACGUGCCCGCGGUCCCAACCGUCCCCGAGGUGCCUGGGGCAGAACCCAAGGAAGCGUCCUCUGCUUUAGCCCCUCCUGCAGAAGCUCCGGCUCCGGCCAUCAAAACCCGCAAGGACAAACUGACCCGGCUCCGAGAGCUGGGACUGGACCCGCCACCUGUGGCCAAACUCCGGUCCUCUGAUGACGCUUUUGUGGAGCUGGAGGCCCCACAGGUGAACCCAGCUCUGGAGGCCCUGAAGGACCGGUUCCUGCGUCACGUCCAGCCCGUGGUCCGUCCCAAGGGGGAGCGCUCGGUGCAGCUCAGUGUGAUCAGGAAGGACAGCACCGCCUCUGGCCAGGAGGAGCUGCGCACCGAUGCCCUCACUGUCACCCUCACAGAGGAGGAGAAGCUGCCCGCAUCCAAACCAGGUGAGUGUCUGGUCCUGCUCAAGUCUCGUCUCCAGAAGGCCAUGGCGGUGCGGCGGCAGGAGGAGAGACAGAAGCGCGCCGCUCUUUAUCGCCUCGACAACGAGGACUGUGGAGAGGAGGAGGAAGAAGAGGAGGACUUGACUGAGUCUGAGGAUGAAGAGGGUGUGGACGAGCUACUCGGUGGAGGUGAUGACCAGCAGGAUGAAGACGAGGCUGAUGAAGAUGAUGAGGAAGAGGUGGCUGCCGAUAGCAACAUGACAGUGAUGAGGAGCCCCUCCCCGCCUCAUGACAACGAUGUAACUCUUAUGCUAUUUGCUGGAAGCUCCUGCUCACGCACCAGUGACGGAGUGAAGAGGAUGGGAGCCGGUCAGGACAGCGAUAAUAAACUGGAGGAGGACGACUCUCUGUCUUUGGUGAAGGACAGCAGCCACAACAGCAGCUUUGAGCUCAUGGGCUCCAUGAUCCCGUCCUACCAGCCCGUCAACCGGACAGCAGGACGGGGCGUGGCCUCCAGCGUCUUCCGCUCCCCCUCCCCCUGCCUCUUCAGACCCAGCUUUCUGGGCUCGGCCUCCAAGAGCUCUGGUAAGGGCUCUGAUCCAUCUAUGUUGCUGCCCCUGCCGGUGGAGGACUCCCAGGACCUCUACGCGCCCCCCUCCCCCUCCGAGGCCCCCCUGGGCGGCUUCUCCCUGGACGAGGACACGCCCACCCACACGCAGCUGGAGGAGCCGCAGUCGCAGCUGCUGACGGCCGACGGCUUCCUCAACGUGCGCCGCCCCGGCGCGCCCCCCACCUCAUCCUCGUCGUCACGGCAACGGCUGAUCCUGGAGAGCCUGGACGAGAACGCCAUGGACGCCAACAUGGACGAGCUGCUGGGACUGUGCUCGGGGGGCUUCGCCACGCAGAACGCGGGCGGAUCAUCGCUGGCACACACCCCGACGGGCACGCUGGAGCACACGGCCAGCCCCCUGCCCAUGCCCAUCCCACCAAGCCUGCCGGACAUGCAGGCCAGCUUGGACACCGACAUGGACCAGCUGCUUGAGCUCUGCUCUGGAAAGUUCACCAGCCCCAGUGCUACUCCGCUGACGUGUGCGUCCAGCCCCGCUUCUCACAUAAAAACUACAAAAGCAAGCAGGGAGGAAACUGGGUGUGAGGAUGAGGAGCCAGAGGAAGAUGAUUGUGAGUUCAAGCUUCUGUCAGAUGUGGAAAGUCUCAGUGGCCAGGAUGAUGAAUCGGGUGAAGAUGAUGAUGAUGAUGGAGACAAGGAUGAAGAUGAACAGCAAGGUGAUGAUGAAGACGAGGAUGAGGCAGAGGAGGAGAAGCAGGCAGUGUUCGGCCGACCAAAAGGAAAGAGGAAACUGAGGCUGACUGAGUUUGUGGACUCGGAGGCCGAGCUGUCGGGCAGCGAUUUGGGCAGUGAUGAUGAAGAGGGUGGCGGAGACAGUGAAUAUGAGGAAGAUGAGUUACAGGAGGACCUGCCAUCUGAUGAGGAGCUGCAGGACCAAGUCAACAAGAUCCACAUGAAGCAGGUGCUUGACGAUGAUAAGCGUCAGCUACGUCUGUAUCAAGAACGUUACCUUGCCGACGGGGAUUUGCACUCAGACGGACCAGGGCGAAUGAGACGCUUCCGCUGGAAAAACAUGGAGAAUGGCUUUGAUUUUGCGGGCCCUGGAGGUGAGGGUGAGGAUGAGGAGGAAGAUGAAGAGCUGGACCAGACUGAAAUGCAGAGGAGGAAAGAACGUCUGGAAAGGGAGCAAUGGCUAAGGGAGCAGUCUGAGGCUCAGUCAAAGAAGAGUAAAGGUGAAGCGGUGGUGGUGGAGGAGGAGGAUGACGAGUGCUUUGGUGAGGAAGAGAACAGUCAGUUCAUGAAACUGGCCAAGAAGGUGAUGGCAAAGACCCUGCAAAAGAAAGAGGCUCCUGUUGCUCCUGUCCAAGAAAAGAAAGCUGCAUCUGACCCAUUCCGGAGACCUGCUCCAGCAGCAGUGGUCAAGAGGGGGUCACUGCUGAGCCAGCCAAAAACCAUGCUGCAGAAGCUUGCCUCCAUCUCUGACGGCAACCCCAUUGGCCCACGCAACACUCGUGGCUUCCUGUUCCAGACGCUCUCCCCGGAGAAGAACUCCACCUCUUCAGACCACCCCAAACAGGUAAAGAAGAGGUUGAGCUCCGAUUCGCCUGCACCCGUAGCUAAGCGACCACGACAAGAGAAAAAGGCAGCAGCCCCUGGACCUCCAAGAAGCAUCUUCAGCUACCUGGAGAACUAACACACACGCACACGCUUAUGUGACCUUGGCCCUCACCCUGGUGAGACUAUGGCACAUAAUGGCAAUUUCAACUGUUUGCAGUUGUAUCAUGUAAAUAUUGUUUUUUUUUUUUUUUUUUUUUUGGUGGUUUUAAAUGUAAGUGUUUUACUUUUAAUGUAUUUUAGUGUGCUGUAAAUAAAGGAUAUUUUA
This is a messenger RNA of Alosa alosa (allis shad), 4365 nucleotides long. Its product is annotated as claspin. Gene Ontology annotation, biological process: mitotic G2 DNA damage checkpoint signaling; mitotic DNA replication checkpoint signaling; activation of protein kinase activity. The record is from RefSeq and is a predicted model, not a curated record. Gene Ontology annotation, molecular function: anaphase-promoting complex binding. Lineage: Eukaryota; Metazoa; Chordata; Actinopteri; Clupeiformes; Clupeidae. Bases 403 to 4176 code for a protein of 1257 amino acids. The transcript is spliced from 24 exons.